This is a messenger RNA of Carassius auratus (goldfish), 4314 nucleotides long. Its product is annotated as myosin-binding protein C, cardiac-type-like. Gene Ontology annotation, biological process: sarcomere organization; ventricular cardiac muscle tissue morphogenesis. Gene Ontology annotation, molecular function: myosin heavy chain binding. Gene Ontology annotation, cellular component: M band. Bases 81 to 3929 code for a protein of 1282 amino acids. The record is from RefSeq and is a predicted model, not a curated record. NCBI's taxonomy places the organism in Eukaryota, Metazoa, Chordata, Actinopteri, Cypriniformes, Cyprinidae. The transcript has 35 exons.
AGGAGGUAUCUAUUAAAAGAGGAGUGUUGGUGUUGGUGUCCACAAUGCCUGUUGGAGCCCAAUAGGGACACUCAACCAGGAUGCCAGAGCCAACUAAAAAGACAGUCUCAGCUUUCACCAAGAAACCAAAGACUCAGACGGCUGAGAUUGGGGCAACAGUCAUAUUUGAAGCAGAGACUGAGAAGCCUGAUGUAAAAGUGAGAUGGCAGCGAGACUCCAAGGACAUCUCAUCCAGUUACAAAUACACCAUCUCAGCGGAGGGCAAUAUGCACUCUCUCGCCAUAAACAAUGUAGUUCAGGAGGAUGCAGUGGGAUAUGCUAUUAUUGCUGGGGUGUCAAAGGUCAAAUUUGAAUUAAAGAUAAAAGAAUCAGAAGUGAAGGAACCACAAAAAGCUGUGUCCCCAGAUCCUGCAGUUGCAGAACCUAAGCCUAAAGAGACUCCAUCAGCACCUACCGAAAGUUUAGCACCAGACACCAGUGGAACCGUAUCAGAUGGCGUAGCACCUGAAAGUCUGCCUGAGAGUCAUCAACCUGACACAAGGCAGGACCUUACUGGUCUCUUCACUGAAAAGCCUCAAAGUGGGGAGGUAAAUGUAGGUGAGAACAUUACUUUUGUUGCUCGGGUGUGUGGUGAAUCUCUGCUGAAGAAGCCCACAGUCAAAUGGUUCAAAGGAAAGUGGAUGGAUCUGGCCAGCAAGUCAGGAAAGCACCUUCAACUCAAAGAGCACUAUGACCGCAACACAAAGGUGUACACCUUCGAGAUGCAUAUCAUUGCAGCUAAAGCCAACUUCGCUGGAGCUUACCGUUGUGAGGUGUCCUCUAGAGACAAGUUUGACAGCUGCAAUUUUGACCUGGCAGUGCAUGAGGCUCGUACAACAGAUGGGUUUGAUAUUCGCUCUGCAUUUAGACGCACGAGCAUCAGUGCAGGUGGUAAGAAGAAGAUGGGAGAGCCUGGCAGUAGCACAGAUGCAGGUGAAGACUCAGGAGAACUGGACUUCAGUGCUUUACUGAAAAAGAGAGACAGUUUCUUAAAAACUGGCCCAAGAGCUGUUCAUGUGAGCACAGAGUCUGAGGUAGACAUAUGGGAAAUACUCCAGAAGGCUCCACCAUCCGAGUAUGAAAAGAUCGCCUUCCAGCAUGGAAUCACGGACCUGCGGGGGAUGCUGAAGAGACUCAAAAAAAUGAAAAAAGAAGAGAAGAAAAGUGCAGCAUUUUUGAGGAAACUGGACCCAGCUUACCAAGUCGAAAAGGGACACAAGAUCAAAAUGCAAAUUGAAGUGGCCAAUCCAGACGCAGAGGUUAAAUGGCUAAAAAACGGACAAGAGAUCCACCCAACCGGAAGCAAGUACAUCUUUGAGAGUAUAGGCAACAAACGCUUCCUCACAAUCAACAACUGUACGCUGGCAGAUGAUGCUGCUUAUACGUGCUUGAUUGGAGAAGAGAAGACCGUCACUGAGCUCUUUGUUAAAGAGCCUCCUGUUGUGAUUGUACGUAAUCUAGAGGAUCAGAUGGUCAUGAAGGGAGAACGAGUAGAGUUUGAGUGUGAAGUGUCUGAAGAGGGGGCUCAUGUGAAAUGGGAGAAAGAUGGUGUGGAACUCACCCGAGAUGAGUCCUUCAAGUACCGCUUCAAGAAAGAUGGAUGUAAGCAUGUCCUCAUCAUUAAUGAUGUGACCAAGGAGGACUGUGGACACUACCGAGUGAAAACCAAUGGAGGGCAAUCAUUAGCAGAGCUCAUGGUUCAGGAGAAACAGCUAGAGGUGUAUCAAAGCAUUGCUGACCUGACGGUGAAGGCCAAAGACCAGGCUGUGUUCAAAUGUGAGGUAUCUGAUGAGAAUGUGAAAGGCGUCUGGUACAAAAACGGAGUGGAGGUGAAACCUGAUGCCAGAACUCAUAUCACACACAUUGGAAGGAUUCAUAAGCUGACCAUUGAUGAAGUAAAGCCAGAGGAUGAGGCUGACUACACCUUCGUUCCUGAGGGCUAUGCCUUCAAUCUCUCUGCCAAGCUCAACUUUUUAGAGGUCAAGAUUGAUUUUGUUCCACGCCAAGAUCCUCCCAAGAUUCAUCUUGACUGCAUGGGCCGCACCGCUGAGUCCACAAUCUUGGUUGUAGCUGGAAACAAACUGCGACUAGAUGUACCAAUUACUGGAGAUCCUGCCCCUAUUGUGGUUUGGACAAAAGGAGAAAAGGGUAGCUUUAAGGAGGGAGAGUCGCGUCCUGAACCAAGGCAUACAUGGACAGUGAAGAACGGUGAAGUGCUGACAGACUCACAUGGGCGUGUCCAUGUGGAGAGUACCAAAGGUCACUGUAUCUUUACCAUUGAGGGGGCGGAGCGUCAGGAUGAGGGCGUGUACUCUGUCAUUGUACGCAAUCCUGCUGGAGAGGAUACAGCUGACAUUAAUGUCAAAGUUGUUGAUGUGCCAGAUCCACCUGAAGCUCCCAGAAUCCUUAGUGUCGGUGAAGAUUCUUGUAUUGUCCAAUGGGAUCCCCCACUCUUUGAUGGUGGCCAGCCAGUCAUAGGUUACGUUCUUGAAAGGAAGAAGAAAAAGAGCUAUAGAUGGAUGAGACUUAAUUUUGAUCCUUAUAAAGAGACCACAUAUGAAGCCAAGAGAAUGAUUGAGGGUGUAGCCUACGAAAUGCGUGUUUACGCAGUAAACGCCAUCGGCAUGUCACGCCCCAGUGCUGCCUCCCAGCCAUUUGUGCCAGUCGCUCCUACCAGUGAACCUACUGGCCUGUGUGUGGAGGACAUCAGUGAUACCACCAUCUCUCUGAAAUGGAGGGCUCCAGAAAGAAUAGGCUCAGCUGAGCUUGAAGGCUAUGGGGUGGAGUACUGCAAGGAAGGCUCUGAUGAAUGGAUCCCUGCAUUUAAGGGUCUCACAGACAGGACCUCUGUGAUCAUCCGUGACCUGCCAACCGGAGAGAAGAUGCAGUUCCGCGUAAGGGCGUAUAACAUGGCGGGCCCAAGCCCUCCUGCCACACUGCAACAAGCAGUCACCAUCCGUGAAAUCAUGCAGCGACCCAAAAUCUGGGUACCCCGUAACCUCCGCCAGACACUUAUCAAGAAAGUAGGAGACAUGAUUAACCUGGUAAUCCCCUUCCAGGGUAAACCACGGCCUCAAGUGACCUGGACAAAGAACGAUGAGCCUCUGGACCCUAAGCAGGUCAGCAUACGAAACAGCGACACUGAUACCAUCCUCUUCAUCAGGAGAUCUGAGAGAAAGGAUUCUGGGAAAUAUGAUGUUCAAGUGCAAAUUGAGAAUGUGGAGGACAGGGCCAGUGUGAAUAUACAGAUUGUUGACCUGCCAGGCCCACCCCAAAAUUUAAAGGUGGUAGAUGUUUGGGGCUUCAACGUUGCCCUGGAGUGGAAACCACCCAAGGAUGAUGGCAACUGCGACAUCACAGGCUACAACAUCCAGAAGGCUGAUAAGAAAACCAUGGAAUGGUACACUGUGUUUGAGCAGUAUCGGCGCACUAACUGUGUGGUUUCGGACCUGAUCAUGGGAAAUGAGUACGUGUUUCGUGUGUAUGCAAUGAAUAUGGUGGGUCUGAGUCCAGAGCCUUGCCUCUCCAAAGACAGUGCCUACAUCCAGAAAACAGGCAUUAUGUACAAGCCUCCUUCCUACAAAGAGCAUGAUUUCUCUGAGGCCCCCAAGUUCACACAUCCUCUUGUGAGUCGCUCAGUUAUUGCUGGAUACAGUGCUACACUCAGCUGCUCCGUACGAGGCAUCCCUAAGCCUAAAAUUACAUGGUACAAAAAUAAGAUGGACAUUUCAAACGAGGCCAAGUACCGUAUGUUCAGCAAUCAGGGUGUGCUGACUCUGGAGAUCCGCAAGCCGUGUCCGUUUGAUGGAGGUGUGUACAUGUGUAAGGCGAUCAAUGACAGUGGAGAAGACGUCGUAGAAUGCAAACUGGAAGUGCGCCAACGUGAGUAAACAGUAAGCGCAGGUUUGCUCUGUGUGAAAUCCAAGCUCAAGUCACAAAAGAAGACAGCAAGAAAUGAGAGACGGAACGGGUUUGGAGAAACUGUGACACUGUCCUCUUUCUGUCUUCUGUCCUGAAACUGAUCCCAUGACAUGUCAAUGAUCAAAUGACAGAGCAAAGAAAUUUUUCAUCGGUUUUCUUCAUUUGCUUGUGCUCCCCUUUUCUCACUCACAUCCCAUGGUCUGUGCUUAGGUGUGAUUUGCUUUUCAUUAUUCCUUGUGUUCAUUUCUUGCUAUUGUAUUUAAGAUUUAUGCUGUAGGGUCUAGUGAUUUCAGUAUUUUCCUUCCACAUGAUGUUAUGCAAAACAUGCUAAAUAAAGAGGUUUGUUGAUGCUUA